Messenger RNA from Aspergillus heteromorphus CBS 117.55, 1448 nucleotides. Its product is annotated as DUF914 domain membrane protein. Gene Ontology annotation, biological process: transmembrane transport. The transcript is spliced from 4 exons. The record is from RefSeq and is a predicted model, not a curated record. Gene Ontology annotation, cellular component: membrane. The coding region runs from base 222 to 1448 and encodes 408 amino acids. Gene Ontology annotation, molecular function: transmembrane transporter activity. NCBI's taxonomy places the organism in Eukaryota, Fungi, Ascomycota, Eurotiomycetes, Eurotiales, Aspergillaceae.
CUCUUUUCUCCCCCCGCUUCACACCCAAUCGCCAGUCCCUUGCUGUCGUCCGGAUGGCCUGUUUGCUCCAAUAACUUCGAGAGGAUCUCUCCCCGCCUGAGACGAGCGACUUCUGGGAGUUUUGCGCUCGUCUAGGUUGAAAGCUCCCCUCCCCGCCUCUGGCCAUCAGGGUCAGCGGUUUUCCAACCAGCGCCUUCAGCUCCGCUAUCUAGGUUAUCGAAAUGGCAGAUGCCAAAGCUCGCACCGCUCAGAGGCCGUCCUCGAAUUCCGCGAGCUAUGCCCCCAUUCCUCACUCGCCGGGACCGGACCCUUCAGUGACGGGUGAUAGCUUCCGGAGCGGUGACUCUACACGAGACACCCCUCCAGACCAAGGCGAUACAAGCGGCAGCUUCUUAGCAUACUUCACGACAAAGGAAUUCUUUAUAACACUGCUACUUGGACAGGUCCUGGCGAUCACCAACACCGCCUGCAGCACUUUCAGCACGCUCCUCGCCAACGAGGGCACCUCGAUCCCCGCCUUCCAGACCUUCUUCAACUACUUACUGCUCAACCUCAUAUUCACCCCCUACACUAUAUACCGGUAUGGCACCAAGGGCUGGCUCGAGAUGGUGCUCCACCGCGGCUGGAAAUACGUCUUCCUAUCCUUCUGCGACGUGGAGGGCAACUACUUCAUCGUGCUAGCAUACCGAUACACAACCAUGCUCAGCGCCCAACUGAUCAACUUCUGGGCCAUUGCAGUCGUCGUGCUCGUCUCCUCCAUCUUCCUACGCGUCCGCUACCACAACACCCAAGUCCUCGGCAUCCUAAUCUGCAUCGGCGGCAUGGGGGUGCUGAUUGCCUCAGACCACCUCACCGGCAGUGACACCUCCACCGACCCGAACCGAUCCUCCUCGCACAACGACCAAAUCAAAGGCGACAUCUUCGCCCUCCUCGGCGCAACAUUCUACGGCCUCGCCAACACCGCCGAGGAAUUCCUCGUCAGCACCGCGCCCGUCUACGAAGUACUGGGCCAAAUGGCCCUCUACGGCACCGUCAUCAACGGUCUCCAAGCAGGGAUAUUCGGCCGCAGCUCCUUCGACACCGCCACUUGGAACAGCCACGUCGCCGUCUACCUGGUGGGCUACACAUUCUGUCUUGCCUUUUUCUACUGCAUGGCGCCGCUCCUGCUGCGGCUGUCAUCCGCCGCGUUCUUCAAUAUCUCCAUGCUGACGAUGAAUUUCUGGGGCGUGGUGAUCGGGAUCGCUGUCUUUCGGUAUACGGUGCAUUGGGCGUAUCCGAUUGCGUUUUUGCUGAUUACGGUCGGUCAGUUGAUUUAUUAUGUUGGACGGCGGGUGUUGGGGGAAGCGAGAAAGCCUUGGCUGGGCAGAUACCAGGAGCGUGGUGUCUCGGGGGUGUUUACGGCGAGGAGGAAGAUUGAGUCCCAGACGAAUAUGCCUAGAGCUAAAUAG